GAUGGAAAUAUCUUGAUAAUGACCAAUCAAGCGGAAUUGGAUCAAUUGGCCAAUGCCGAAUUGGAACGUUUACAAAGACAGCUCCGCUCUUUGCAAUUGGAAUUGCGUGGGCUGUUGGAUUAUAAGACCAAACAAUUGAAGAAACAAAAUCAUCUAAUAAGUGGCCUGCAAAAGGAACAUCAACAAUUGACCACCGAGAUUAUAACAUUAGAAGGUGGUAGUCAUGCCAAGAGGAGUGUUGGAAAAGAAAAGAAAUUGUCAACUCUACAGCUGCAAGAAGCCGAUGUUCAACGUAUUUUACAAAAUGAACGCACCAAUUUGUGGGAGUUGGAGGGUCAUAUCAAAAAGAUCGAAAAAGAAAUUGAUGGCAUGCGCAAAUUGGAAGUUCCCGAUAGUUGUUAUAAGGACACUAUAUGUAAAGUCCAAAAAAGUGUGGUGAAAUUGGAAAAUCGUUUAGAUGUGGUCAAUAAGAAAUGCAGUGAUGUGCUGACAGAGAAUUCCAAGCUGAGGGAUAAUAUUAAUCAUAUGCUACAAGAUCGAGCUAAUUUUAAUGAAAUGUGGCAAUCCAUGGUUACACAAUUUAAUGAGGGUAAAAAAUACAUUAUGGAUUUAAUCGAUCAAUCGACAUUGGCCUAUGAUCAACGCGAGGAGCUGUGUAAUAAAUUACAAUUACUAAAAGAUCGUAGUGAGAAUGAUAAAAUAAUACAUAUACAGGAAAUGCGUGAAAUGCAACGACGCUUGGAGCAUGAUGCCAAGUUGCAAAAGUUCUUCGAUAUAAAGGGACAGAAAAGGCAAAACCCUGAACUCGAACAAAGGGAAGUCAAUAAGAAGAUGGCUCAAAAGGAAGCAUUUGAAAGGCAAUUGCAGGAUUAUAAGGCAAUCAUUGAUAAAAUGAAGGAUCUAUAUAAGGAACCGGAUACCAGUAAAUUGGCAGCACAAUUUAAACGCCAAGAAGAAGAGAAUUUUGCCCUCUUUAAUUAUGUCAAUGAACUUAGCAAUGAGGUGGAGGUACUAAACGAUACCACCCAGGAACUUUCCGAUGAAAUUGAGCGUCAAAAAGCCGACCUUUUGGAAAAGGAACAAAAACAAAAAACCGAAUCACUGGAAUAUCUUAGUGAACAGUUGGAAAAUGCCAAAACGCAAAAUAAUGCCGCCAAAGAAAAGGCCGAAAUUUUAGAUAAACGUUUACAUGAAAUGUUAACCGGCAUUUGGGAAGUAUUUAAGUAUGUAUUUUCAGCACUUAAAUAG
Molecule: messenger RNA, 1248 nt
Organism: Musca vetustissima
Lineage: Eukaryota; Metazoa; Arthropoda; Insecta; Diptera; Muscidae
Gene: Ccdc114
Product: coiled-coil domain-containing protein 63
Exons: 8
Coding region: 19-1248 (409 amino acids)
Source: RefSeq, a predicted model, not a curated record